UCCACUGCUGCAAGAUGAUUGAUAUUUGUCAAUGGAGAGCAACUAUUGGUCUCUGGAACUGUUGCCAAGAGUCUUCUCGACUUGGAAAAUGCCAUUCACCAAGACAGUUGCUCAAAAAGGACACUUUAAACAAAACUCAUAGAGUGCGAACUUCAAAAUCAUUGUUUUUACCCCUACUGACCCUAGUACUCUACCUUUUUCUUAUCUUUGCCACUGAAACAAGAACACUGACAGAGUCAAACAUUAAAUGCAUCACUGACACUUUUUCUUUUGGAUCUAAUGCUAUACACACGGCAGCAUUGUUGUCUGAAGCUAUUAGUAAUUACUCAAGCCACACUUACUCACACAAUCUUGUUUUGCUAUCAGGAGAUGUUGAACUGAAUCCUGGGCCUAUUACAGAUAGUCGACCAAAGGAUCUAUUAAGACUUUACUCUGAUAAUAUUACUCAAGCCCUCAGUGUUAACAUUCUUACAGCAAUUAACAAGCUUCAUGCUAACGGAUCGAUAACAUUAGAAACAAAGGAAAAGUUAUUAACAAUGCAGAAAACAGACUAUGAAAAAGCAACCGAACUGAUGAUAGUGCUACAAAGACAACUAGAAUCCUUUUAUGAUCCCAAACAACGGCUUGAAAAAUACUGCAAUGCAUUAGUGAGCAUAAGUGAUUCACAGCUGAUGGAAAUUAUACAAAAGCUGAUCCCACAAUUAAAUAAUUCUGAAGAAACUUGUGAAUCACAACCUCAAAAACAAAAAUACCAAGAAAUUUUUUUCAACACAAAAGAAGAAGAAGAAGAAGCAUGUGAUACAUUAAACAAAUUAGAAUAUAAGUUUUCAAAUUUGAUAAUGAAACUAAAGCAGAGCCUUAAACAAGCAAGCAAAAGGGACCUCAAUCUAUUUGAAAAUAUUGAAGAUUGGUUGGAGAGCAAAUGUGACAAGAAUGUAAAAAUAUCAAGUGUUAAGGAUAUAUUCUCUGAAAUAAAUCCUUAUUUUGACUUCAUUGAUUGUAAACUGAUAGUUGAUUUGAGCGAAACAUUUCUCAGUAAUUGUGACACAGAUCUUGUAGAAGAACUUCAGGUUUAUCGAGAAGAUGCUCGUACAUUUCGCUGCUCAACAUUGGUCAAAAACCUAAAUGAAUCACUGCAAAGCAUAUAUAAGGCACAUAUUACUAACCUAGACAAGAUGCCUCAAAUUUUGCUUCAACUCCAUACUCCUUGGAUUGACUGUACAAUGGAGAACCUGGAGUGUCUCAUCAAACAGUUACUGCCUAGCAAUUUGAAACAAUCAAUACUCAAAUUCAUUACAAUACUUCCUGGAUCAGUUGUUGUCAAAUAUCCUGUUCUUGACUGCACAGCCGAUAGUUUAAUGAAACAUGCCCAAGAAAAGCUACAGUUCAUGCAUUUUGUUGGUAUUUUUGGUUUCUUUAUCAAUGAAGAUUCUGUCUUUAAAGAAGACGAAAGAGAAAAAUUUACUUUUGAAUUAGCUUUAAGUGAGGCAGUCAUAGCUGGCCACAAUGAGGCAGUACAAUUCCUUUUGACACUUAAAAAUAUUGACAUCAAUCACUUGAAUGAAAAGGGUCAGUCUGCACUGACCAUGGCUUGUGAAUUAGGACAUGAUGACAUCAUAUACACUUUACUAACAAAUGGAGCCAGCAUCAGUUUUAAAGACAAAAACAGUUGGAGAGCAUUAAUGACUGCAAAUGAAAAUAACCAUUUAAAAGCUAGUACUGGUUUCAUUGUUGCCUGUAUUUGUGGACAGCUAAAUGUCGUAAAGGAUCUAAUGCAUGAAGAAAGAGCCACUCAAUGGCUGGAUGCAGCUUUUAUUUCUGCCUGUUUAAAUGACCACCAUCAAAUUGCAUCAUUAAUGCUGCAAGAAAAAGUAGAUUCUGAAUGGUACCACCAGAUAAAAACUAAUUCAUACAAGUUUUUUAAGGAGAUGUGUGAAACUGGACACACUGAAAUAGUCAAUGUUUUUCUCCAAGAAAAAGUAGUUGAUGUUAACACCAAGGAUGACAACUAUUGUACGGCUUUAAUGGCUGCUUGCCGAGGCAAAAGAGAUAACUCAGGCAUUGUUGAAUUACUGCUAGACUACGGUGCUGAUCCUGAUGUACAAAUGAUUUCAUCAACAUCAACUAAUUUCACUGCAUUAAUGACUGCAAGUUGCCAUGAGCAGUUAAACUCAGUGAAACUAUUGCUAAAAGCAAAUGCCAAUCCACACAUUCAGUGUCCAAUUACUGGAGACACUGCUUUGUCUUUAGCAGUGAUGUUCAUGCACCAUAGCAUUGCUCAAGAAUUACUUAACGCUGGUGCUAGUAUUAAUGAUGCUAAAAAAUUAGAAGAAACUAUGGGAUCCACUUUAACUGAGUAUUGUGUGUUUCAUAUUUUUAGAAAGGAAAUGGAAAUAGAGCUAGAGUUUGAGACAAGUGAUAUCAUUAAAACACUUCAAUUAGUACUAGAUGCCCAAUCACAUCCUGAUAAUGACCCUUUUAGCUUAGCAAUGGCUUCUUAUUUUGGGCAUAAAGAAAUAGCAGAAAUACUAAUCAACGCUGGCCACAACUGUAACACUCUUCUCACUAAUGAUAAAAAAGGUCUAGCUCAAAUAUUUCAAACUAAUGGUCACUACAAUCCUUUCAUUAUAGCUUGUGAGAAAGGACAUACAGAAAUAGUAGAAUUAUUCCUAUUGAAGGGACAUGCUGAUCCAAAUAUUGAACCAAAUGAUGGUAAUACUGCUCUAGAAUGUGCCUGUCUGCUUACCAUGAAAGGAGAAAAUAGGUCACAAAUAGUUCAAUUGCUAGUAGAAGCUGGUGCUGGACCACGUCCUGGUGAUGAUGAUAAUUUUAUCUUAUUAUUGGCUUCAUAUUUGGGACAUGUACAAACGGUAGAAACUUUGAUUAACGCUGGUUACAACAUUAAUAUACCUCUUUCGUGUACUGAAAAAUGGAAAGAAUUUCAUAAUCAGGAUAAUGAUGGAUGGAAUGCUCUAAUGUUGGCAUGUGAAAACUGUCACACUGAAGUAGUUCAACUAUUGUUAAAGGAACGCAUUGAUCCAAAUUAUAAAACAAACGAUAAUCUUACAGCACUAAUGAUUGCUUGUCAUACUAAUAGUACUGAUAGUUCAACAAUAGUUCAAUUGCUGCUAGAAGCUGGUGCUGAUCCUAAUAUACAGAUAAAAUCACAUACCAACUCAAUAGUAAUUGGUACAACAGCAUUGAUGUAUGCUAGUAGGCAUGCUUCCUUGGAAACUGUUAAACUCCUGUUAAAAUGUAAAGCUGAUCCUAAUACUAUGACUCGUGAUUUGAAUCUGACUGCUUUAUUUUUUGCAAUAGCAACAGCUCGUCCUGCUAUUGUAAAUGAGUUAAUAAAAGCUGGUGCUAUCACUAGUACUAGGUAUAAAAUUGGCGUCCAUGAUAUACAAAUUAAUUUAGCACCAUAUCAGCUUUGUGCCAAUUUACUAGUGGCAAAAAAUUUUACAGAAAGGCACACAUCAGAAGAACUAUCACAAAAAAUCUGCACCAGUCGUCAGCAAAUUGCUCAAUCACUAAAAAAAAUAAAAGAGGAAGACAUUAUUGAAACACUUCAAAUAUUACAUGAGAGAAAGGCACAAACUGAUAAUGAUAAUGACCCAUUUAGUUUAAUAGUAGCUUGUUCUGCUGGAAAUGCACAAGCAGUAGAGCUACUUUUGCAGUAUGGAUGCAAUCCAAAUACUCCGAGUCCACUAUACAAUUUACUAAACAAAGUUCCACCUGGAUCAAUUCUAUCGGAAUGGAAUGCUUUAAUAUUUGCUUGUUACAAUGGUCACACACAGGUAGUUCAAAAGCUACUUGCAGAUGAGAGGGUUGACAUUAAUCUUCAGCUAAGCAAUGGCUGCAAUGCUUUGAUGUACUGUACUUACCUGGGACAUACUCAAAUAGUUAAACUAUUACUUAAAGAAAAGGUUGACUUGAACACUAAAGCAGAAAAUGGAGUCAAUGCCUUAAUAGUAGCAUGCUCUAUGAAAACAGAAAAUUCCCAAAUAGUUCAAUUACUAUUAGAAGCUGGAGCUGAUCCCAAUGCAGAAUUGCUGAAUCAUGUACAUAAUUUAGGCUGGACUACUGCACUAAUAUCCGCUUGUCAUAAGGGUCAUUUACGAUCAGUUCAACUGCUGCUUCAAGCAAAUGCUGAUCCAAAUAUACAGCAUCCAGUAACCAAUUGCACUGCUCUGGGGACAGCAAUAUGUGCAGUUCAACCUGAAAUAAUACAAGCAUUACUUGAAGCUGGUGCUCAUACUACUGGCAAUGUAACUGAUGUGCACUUCAAUUCUUUUACUUUAACUCAAAUGUGUGCAAAUGUGCUACUACAUCAACAAACACCAAAAAUAGAAGACAGUAGCAUCCAAAAACUUUUAAAGGUAUUUAAGCUAAUAGUAGAAGCAACACCUAACCCUGAUUAUGAUCCAUUCAGUUUAAUAAUAGCAUCUAUUACCGGUUGUGUACAAAUAGUAGAAUUGCUUUUAAAAGCUGGUUAUGAUCCCAGGGUACCUCUCUCAUCAAGUAGGUUGUGGAGAGCAAUCUUUAAGUUUCACAAUGAAGAAAACAACUUACAAUAUCCAUCUUUGACUUUUGCAUGCAUUUAUGGUCACCAUGAAGUUGUAUUAUCAUUAAUUAAGGCCAUUGACAAUCCAAAUGUUGCCGAAAAUGAAAAUACUACACCUUUAAUGAUAGCAUGCCAAUAUGGACAAUUUGAGACUGUACAAGUGCUUUUACAAAAUGGAGCUGAUCCAAAUAUUUGUGACGAUGAAGGUUCAAACUCACUUCAUCAUGCCCUGUGGUUUGAUAUUGAUAAGACCAACAGAAUGAAAAUUGUAAAAAUUUUACUGACUUAUAAUACAAAUAUGCAUUUACAAGAAAAAAAUGGGAUCACACCUCUAAUGCUAGCAAGUAUCAAAGGCUCUGAUGAAGUUAUAUUGCUGCUGCUAAAAGAAAAUGCUGAUCCUAACAUUUUAGACAGGAAAGGAAUGACAGCACUGAUGCAUGCAUGUAGACAUGGAUACCCUAAAGCAGCUGAAAUUUUAUUAAAAACAGAUACUAUUGAUCCAUCACUGACUGAUAAUAGUGGGCUAUCAUCUCUCAUACAUGCUGCACUUCAAGGUCAUGAAGAUGUCAUUGAUAUAAUACUGAGCUAUUACAAUCCUGAUAAAAUGGAGAUUCUUAUAGGGUUCAUUGCUGCUUGUCAAAGAAACCAUGAUUCAUUGAUGAAAAAACUAGCUCAAAGAAUAAAUAUAAAAGUAACCAGGAAAGGAGCAAAUACAUCACGUACUUUGUACAAUGCUAUCAUUAAAGAUGCCACAUACAAAAGAACUUUUGCUACAUCAGUUCCACUACCUAGCAAAAAAGUACAAUCUCUUCAAGAGCUGUUUGGUAAACAACCAGAAAGCGAAUUUGAUAUGCCUCUUUUGGAUACUAGUACACAAGAACAUUGCUAUUCUUAUUUAUCUUUGCUUACAAUUUUUUAGUAGUUUUGCCUUAUUGUAUCACUAUAGUGCUAAAGUUCUAUACAUGUAUUUUCAUUGCUAUUCUUUGCUAAUUUAGUCGUGCAACUAGUUUUAUAACAAAUUGAUAGUUUAGAUUUAAGAUGAACAAUAAUUUUUCUAAAAUGA
Molecule: messenger RNA, 5627 nt
Organism: Amphimedon queenslandica
Lineage: Eukaryota; Metazoa; Porifera; Demospongiae; Haplosclerida; Niphatidae
Exons: 4
Coding region: 15-5483 (1822 amino acids)
Molecular function (GO): protein binding
Source: RefSeq, a predicted model, not a curated record